Balearica regulorum gibbericeps (East African grey crowned-crane) is the source of this 592-nucleotide messenger RNA. Lineage: Eukaryota; Metazoa; Chordata; Aves; Gruiformes; Gruidae. The record is from RefSeq and is a predicted model, not a curated record.
CUCCGCUGGCUCCGGGAGAGCCGGCAGUCCAGGAAACUGAUCCUGCUGAUUGUGUUCAUCGCCCUGCUCCUGGACAACAUGCUGCUGACGGUGGUCGUGCCAAUAAUUCCCAGUUACCUUUACAGCAUCAAACAUGAGAAAAAUGCCACAGAAAUCCAGACUACUAAGCCUAAUGCAGUCUCACCAACGAUGGACAAUUUUCAGAGCAUCUUCUCCUACUAUGACAACUCAACAAUGGUUACUGGAAACGAAUCUGAUAAGACACAGCCCAGAGAGCUGCAUCAUACUCAGACAGAACAAAUGAUAGUAAAUGUGACUCCUUCCCCGUCUGACUGCCCUAAGGAAGAUAAGGACCUGCUGAAUGAAAAUGUUCAAGUCGGGCUCUUGUUUGCUUCCAAAGCAACAGUGCAGCUAAUCACUAACCCCUUCAUAGGGCCGCUGACAAACAGAAUAGGCUACCAGAUUCCACUGUUUGCUGGCUUCUGCAUCAUGUUUGUGUCAACAAUCAUGUUUGCCUUCUCUGGAAGCUACACAUUACUGUUUAUUGCCAGGUCCCUUCAAGGAGUGGGUUCCUCUUGUUCUUCGGUAGCAG